Messenger RNA from Lemur catta (Ring-tailed lemur), 1339 nucleotides. It is a transcript of the gene NT5C3B, whose product is annotated as 5'-nucleotidase, cytosolic IIIB. Bases 96 to 998 code for a protein of 300 amino acids. The record is from RefSeq and is a predicted model, not a curated record. Gene Ontology annotation, molecular function: magnesium ion binding; 5'-nucleotidase activity. The transcript has 9 exons. Gene Ontology annotation, cellular component: cytoplasm. Lineage: Eukaryota; Metazoa; Chordata; Mammalia; Primates; Lemuridae.
GUUCGUCGCGCCCUCCGCGCGGGAGGCGACGCCUGCGCAGUGCGGCCUCAGAGCCGGUCGUUGUAUCCCGGCGCCGCUGUCUGGUCCCGAGCGCCAUGGCUGAAGAGGUGAGCACCUUGAUGAAGGCCUCGGUCCUGAUGCGGCAGCCCGGGCGGGUGCAGGAGAUCGUGGGCGCCCUCCGCAGGGGCGGGGGAGACCGGUUACAGGUGAUUUCUGAUUUUGACAUGACCUUGAGCAGGUUUGCAUAUAAUGGAAAGCGAUGCCCUUCUUCUCACAAUAUUCUGGACAACAGCAAGAUCAUCAGUGAGGAAUGUCAGAAAGAGCUCUCGGCGCUCCUUCACCACUAUUACCCCAUUGAGAUUGACCCCCAGCGGAGCAUCAAGGAGAAGUUGCCUCACAUGGUAGAGUGGUGGACCAAAGCGCACAAUCUCCUGUGUCAGCAGAAGAUUCAGAAGUUUCAGAUAGCCCAGGUGGUUAGAGAGUCCAAUGCCAUGCUCAGGGAGGGAUACAAGACGUUCUUCAACACACUCUACCAUAACAACAUUCCCCUUUUCAUCUUUUCGGCGGGCAUUGGUGAUAUCCUGGAAGAAAUUAUCCGACAGAUGAAAGUAUUCCACCCCAAUAUCCACAUCGUGUCUAACUACAUGGAUUUUAAUGAAGAUGGUGUCCUACAGGGCUUUAAGGGCCAGCUCAUACACACGUACAACAAGAACAGCUCCGUGUGCGAGAACUCCAAUUACUUCCAGCAGCUGCAGGGCAAAACCAACAUCAUCCUGCUUGGAGACUCCAUGGGGGACCUCACUAUGGCUGAUGGGGUUCCUGGUGUGCAGAACAUUCUCAAGAUUGGCUUCCUAAAUGACAAGGUGGAGGAACGGCGGGAGCGCUACAUGAACUCCUAUGACAUCGUGCUGGAGAAGGACGAGACGCUGGACGUGGUCAAUGGGCUGCUGCAGCACAUCCUGCACCAGGGGGACCAGGUGGAGAUACAGGGCUCCUGAGGGCACAGGCUCGGGCCAGGCCCUGCAGGCCAAGACGAGGAGAGGACGCCUCCCGGGGAGGCCAUUCCUCCGUGAGCACAGAGCAAAGUCCAGGACCGCUAAGACUGGGCCCUUCCAUGCUCCUCCUCUCCCCUGGUGCCUUCAUCACUGGAGGCUUGAGGAAGGCCCUGCCAGGUGGGGGCACAGGCGCUGUUCCCGAUGAACCAUGGACCACAGCAUGGUAGUGCUCUAAGAAUUGUCUAGUCCAACGAUUCUUUUUUUCAACAUUUUUAAACAUGUGAUGCUGUUCUUCAAACAAAUAUAAUGUAUGAAACAGAUCAAAAUAAAGAAAACUGAAGAAA